GGUUAUGCGUACGCACAUAAAGCGACCCCUAAUGAAAUUCAUGCCAACAACUCUUGGCAGGAAUAUGAAGGACGAUUCAAAACUCCAACGGUUUUAAAAUACGAUGACAAUAUGAAGCCUGAAAGUUGGGGCGCUCCAGCUUUAAUGGAAAGACCAUCAAGGAGAGGAAGAAACGUUAGUAAAAAACCUGCCGAAUUAUUUAAACUUCAUCUAGGAAAUGCGGAAAACAAACCUACACUUCCAUCCGGCCUUGAUUAUAAAACAGCAAUUACUGAUUAUUUACGUGAGAUAACAAAAUCUCUUAAAAAAACCUUGGAAACACGUUGGCCAAUGGUCGAUUUUUAUAACCAAGUUUGCAUUAUUAUGACGAUUCCCGCAGAGUUUGAUGCUACCGCAAUAUCUACAAUGCGAACUUGUGCUCACAAGGCUGGCUUGGUCGAACAAAAAGAUAGUCCUAAUUUAUUGUUUACGACUGAACCUGAGGCAGCUGCUAUACAUUGUAUGAAAGCUUUAAAAGAACAUGAUUUGGGUGUCGGAGAUUCAUUUAUGGUGGUUGAUUGUGGUGGAGGUACCGUUGACUUAACGACUCGAAAACUUUUGGCCGGUAAUAAAUUAAGCGAAAUCACUGAACGUGAAGGUGAUUUUUGCGGUGGGAGUUAUGUAGAUCAAGAAUUUCUCAAAUUUCUUGGUAGAAAAAUUGGUUCUUCUGCAAUAGAUUUAGUUAGACAAAAUUAUUAUGGUCAACUUCAAUAUAUGGUUCAAGAGUUUUGCAGAAGAGUUAAACUUCCAUUCACAGGAGACGAGAGAGAAUUUGAUACUUUUGAACUUGAUUUGGAGGAUACUUGCCCAGUUUUGAAACAAUAUGUGAGAGGUCAAGCUAAGGAAGAUAUGGAAGAAGCGGAAUGGGUAGUGAAUAUUGAAUUUGAAGAUGUUAAAGCGAUGUUCGAUCCUGUAGUUGGUAAAAUAAUCAGAUUAAUUCAUAGCCAACUAAAUAAAAGUGAAGAAGAUUGUUCUGUAAUGUUUCUGGUUGGCGGAUUCAGUGAAUCUAGAUAUCUACAAACUCGUAUUCGACAGGAAUUCAAUUCAAUGGUUAGAAACAUACCAGUUCCUCCCAAUCCAAUGGUUGCUAUUGUUAAAGGAGCUGUUCAGUUUGGUCUAACUCAAGAAGUAAUUGAUGAUCGAGUUCUAAAAUGGACUUACGGAACUCGAAUUGCAAGAGAUUGGGCCCCCGAUGAUCCACCAGAACGAAAGAGUGGCAAACUCAUUAUUGUCUUUGAACAAUUAGGUAAAAAGGGUGAGAGAGUAGCUGUAGAUCAAAAGGUUCUUCGUGUUUUUGCGCCUACCAGUAUUAUUCAGGAAUAUGCUAGUUUGGACCUUUAUACAACAUCUAAAGAUGACGCAAAAUUCUGUGAUGAACCUAAUGUUAACUUGCUUGAUACUUUUAGUUUUCAUGUUCCAAUAACUGGUGAUGAAAUACGUCCAAUUUUAUACGUUAUGAAUUUUGGAAUGGUUGAAAUUCAAGCUACUGCUGUUAAUUAA
This is a messenger RNA of Dentiscutata erythropus, 1539 nucleotides long. NCBI's taxonomy places the organism in Eukaryota, Fungi, Glomeromycota, Glomeromycetes, Diversisporales, Gigasporaceae. The record is from the annotation of a GenBank genome assembly.